Messenger RNA from Misgurnus anguillicaudatus (oriental weatherfish), 2469 nucleotides. RefSeq names its product cartilage oligomeric matrix protein (gene comp). NCBI's taxonomy places the organism in Eukaryota, Metazoa, Chordata, Actinopteri, Cypriniformes, Cobitidae. Gene Ontology annotation, cellular component: extracellular region. The record is from RefSeq and is a predicted model, not a curated record. Gene Ontology annotation, molecular function: calcium ion binding. Gene Ontology annotation, biological process: cell adhesion.
UGACGUCAGAGACGCUGUAUAAAAGCAGCAGAGACUGAAGACACACACAGACACAUUCAGAUCCUCAGACAUUAAACAUGCUGUGGACUCUGUUGUUCAGCUGUGGCUUCUGCUUGCACACUCUUCUGGUUUCUGCUCAAGGAAUAUCCAGAGAUGGGGAGAUUAUCAAACAGAUUAAAAGCACAAACCAAGAGCUUUCUGAAAUCAAAGAGUUACUAAAGCAACAGAUACAAGAAAUAGUUUUCCUGAAGAACACUGUUAUGGAGUGUGAAGCCUGUGGCAUGCGGCCGGUAGAACCACAGAAUGCAUGCAAUCCCAACCCCUGUCACCCUGGUGUUGAAUGCAUUAUAACACCCGGUGGAUUUAGGUGCGGCACGUGUCCAGAUGGCAUGACUGGAACUGGAUCUAAAUGUACAGAUGUUGAUGAGUGUGCUGUAACACCAUGUCACAUGGGUGUGAGAUGCAUAAAUACAUCACCUGGUUUCCGCUGUGGCCCAUGUCCUGCUGGUUACAUGGGACCCCAGGUACAGGGGGUAGGGCUCGCCUAUGCAUCUGCCAACAAACAGGUCUGCUCUGACAUUAAUGAGUGUGAGAACUCAAAUGGAGGUUGUGUGGAGAACUCCAACUGCAUCAACACACCCGGCUCUUUCCGCUGUGGUCGCUGUAAACCUGGUUUUAUUGGGGAUCAGGUAAGUGGCUGUAAACCAGAGCGUGCUUGUGGCAACGGACAGGCAAACCCCUGCCACGCCAGCGCAGAAUGCGUCGUUCACCGCGAUGGACAGAUCGAAUGUGUGUGUGGAGUUGGAUGGGCUGGGAAUGGAUACUUGUGUGGAGCAGACACUGAUAUCGAUGGCUUUCCCGAUGAAAAGUUAAACUGUGCAGAGAGAAACUGUGCAAAGGACAACUGUCUCACCGUUCCAAACUCUGGUCAAGAGGACGCAGACAGAGACAACAUUGGUGAUGCAUGUGAUGAUGAUGCAGAUGGAGAUGGGUUCCUGAACACAGAGGACAAUUGUGUCCUCGUCCCCAAUGUGAAUCAGAAGAAUAUUGACCAGGAUGAUUACGGAGACGCUUGCGAUAACUGCCGUCUGGUCAAAAACAACGACCAGAAGGACACUGACGGUGAUGGGGAUGGUGAUGAAUGUGAUGAUGAUAUUGAUGGGGAUGGAAUCAAAAACGAUAAGGACAACUGCAAAAAGGUACCAAACCGUGACCAGAAAGAUCGAGAUGGUGAUAAUGUUGGUGAUGCUUGCGACAGUUGUCCUUAUAUCCGGAACCCUGAUCAGAUGGAUGUGGACAAUGAUUUGAUCGGCGAUCCAUGUGACACCAACAAAGACAGUGAUGGAGAUGGUCAUCAGGAUUCUCGAGACAACUGUCCAGCGGUUAUCAACAGUUCCCAGCUGGACACAGACAAGGACGGAAUAGGGGAUGAAUGUGAUGAGGAUGAUGACAACGAUGGCAUUCCUGACCUUCUUCCACCUGGUCCAGACAACUGCCGUCUGGUCCCGAACCCUCUACAGGAGGACUUUGAUGGUGACGGAAUUGGCAAUGUUUGUGAGAACGACUUUGACAAUGACACAUAUAGCGAUGUCAUUGACGUUUGCCCUGAGAAUGCCGAGGUCACUCUCACUGACUUUAGAACUUAUCAGACUGUGGUUUUGGAUCCAGAAGGCGAUGCACAAAUUGAUCCAAACUGGGUUGUGCUCAAUCAGGGAAGAGAGAUUGUUCAGACCAUGAACAGUGACCCUGGGCUGGCUGUGGGCUACACCGCAUUCAAUGGCGUGGACUUUGAAGGGACGUUUCAUGUGAAUACUGAGACGGAUGAUGACUAUGCAGGCUUCAUCUUUGGCUAUCAGGACAGCUCCAGUUUCUAUGUGGUGAUGUGGAAGCAGGUGGAGCAGAUCUAUUGGCAAGCCAAUCCUUUCCGGGCCGUGGCCGAGCCUGGAAUCCAGCUGAAGGCCGUAAAAUCUAAUACGGGUCCCGGAGAGAACCUCCGCAACUCACUCUGGCACACAGGAGACUCAACCGACCAGGUGAAACUUUUGUGGAAAGAUGCCAGAAAUGUUGGCUGGAAAGAUAAGACCUCCUACCGUUGGUUUCUGCAGCACAGACCCCAGGAAGGCUAUAUAAGAGUUCGGUUCUAUGAAGGCACACAGAUGGUGGCAGACACAGGAAUUAUCAUUGACACAACCAUGAGGGGUGGUAGACUGGGAGUUUUCUGCUUCUCACAGGAGAACAUCAUCUGGGCCAACCUGCGCUACAGAUGCAAUGAUACCAUUCCUGAGGACUUUGAAGCAUUCCGAUCCCAGCAAAUCCAGCUUUUUUAAACUCAGAUUUAACAAUUUUAUAGUUAUAUAAACUUUUUUAUACCACAUAAAUGAAAAGUUGUAUAUUUCUGUUAUUUUUAUCAUUACAUUUUUUCAUCCUUUUUUAUAAUCUGAUUGAAGUGUCAUUCCAAGAGUGCCUACA